AUGUCUCGACAUGGCGCCCCGUCUCGAGUGACGGAAUUUGAUGAGCGUGAUACUUAUUAUCGAGCGACAGCUCCACCGCCCGCUCAAGUUCGAGUAAGAGAGCGUGAUCAUGAGGAGACUAUUGACUUCAGUACCCGAAGAGGUCCAGAAAGACCUCGAAGACGUUCAUUGGAUUUCUUACGAGAUGAUUACACGCGAUCAGAACCAGGUCAAAUGGUCGUAAGAGAACGCGAAAGAGAAACAUUCAAUGACGGACCACUUGUGCGACGAGCAAGAUCUCCUUCUCCUCCACGAUUUCGUGAGAGAAUUGUAAGAAGUGAGGUUGGAGUACGAGAGCCUUCUCCACCAGCGGAGAGAAUCCGAACAAGAAUUAUUGAAAGAGAAAAGGAAACUCCAAGAUCUCCAUCACCCCCACCACAACUUCGCGCACGAGUUAUAGAGACAAGACAAAGAUUCAGAGAGCGUUCACCAUCUCCUCCAGCACCUUCUCCAGUUCGCAUUCGUGAGAGAAUCAUUGAGCGUGAAAGAGAGAGAGAGAGAACACCUUCCCCACCGCCACAAGUUGAGAGAAUUCACACUCGAAUUGUUGAAAGAGAGAGAGAGAGAGAACCUUCUCCAUCACCAUCUCCCCCACCAACCCCACCACCAGAGAUUAUUCGAGCACCACCCAUUCACCGAGAAAUUAUUACACAUCAUCGUCAUAUCGAUCACGGUUUCGAAAGAGCGCCAGCUCCAAGUCCACCCCCACCUCCCCGUCGUGCCCACACCCCUGCACCACCAAAAACCGAAAAGACUGAAAUCGACAUCUAUCGUUCCGGUAACAAUACGGAAGUUGAUAUCACAAAAACAAAAACCAGUGGUCGCGAAAAGCCUAUGUCACCUCCUCCACGAAGAGAAUAUUAUGAUGAUUCCAUCUUAUAUGAGCAAGAGCGUGAUAAGCUACGUGUUAGAGAUACCCGUAUUGAUCUCAGCAGAAGAAGAAGUUUGAGUGCUCGUCCUGACAAGGAGAGAGUAAAUCUCGAUAUCCGGGAUGAAGAUGAAGCUGAUUUCUAUGCCCGUAAGGUUCAAGAAAGAGCCGUUAUUGGUGAAGCAUUUAACGGUGCCACAAAAGAUUGGUCAAUCGUUGAUGUUCCUCCCGGAACUGAGAGAAUCCAACUAGAUGGUGUUGGGGGUGGAAGUCAAGAAAUCACUUGGCAGAGAUUCAAUGGUGUACGACGAAGCAAGUUCAAUCCUGAGCGUGAGCGCAAGAGAGAAGAACCUGAACGUGUCGAGAAGAGAAUCGAGAUCCGCGAACGUGAGCGAGAAGGUCCUAAUCGUACUACUGAGCAUAUCGAGAUUCGUGAGCGUCAAAGUGCUGCACCUUCUCCACGCGAAUCUUCAACCACCAUUGACAUCGAUAUCUCUAACUCUAGCAGUCGUAAACCACGAAGCCAUGCCAGUGGACCAACAUACGAGAGAGAAAGAGAAUACGAACGUAUUGAGGAAAGCUCUGAUCGUCAAGUUGGCUUCCCAUUACCUCGUGGUCCACCAAAGAAUAGGAUGGGUGAUUUAUGGACUGAAAUCACCAAGGACUUGGUCGCCAAGGAAGCUAUCGAGGAACUUGGUUAUGAUUAUGAAGAAACAGAAUUCUUCUAUUACAUUCUUCAAUAUCUCAGAUACCAAGAUGUCGAGGAACUCGUUGCCCUCUCCGAAACCGUCCGCCGCGAAAGACAAGAUCGCAUCCGUGAAAUCGAACGUGAACGCAUUCGCAUUGAACGUCGUGAAAAAGAACGCGAUGAUUGGGAGCGAGCAGAGCGAAGAAGAGAAAGAGAUAGCGGCUACGACGAUGAGCGAAUCAUCGAGAGAGAAAUCAUCUGGGAUGAUCAUAGAAGACGCGAGAGACCUAGCAGACGUUGGUAA
Molecule: messenger RNA, 1899 nt
Organism: Botrytis fragariae
Lineage: Eukaryota; Fungi; Ascomycota; Leotiomycetes; Helotiales; Sclerotiniaceae
Product: putative glutamic acid rich protein
Exons: 3
Coding region: 1-1899 (632 amino acids)
Source: RefSeq, a predicted model, not a curated record